Molecule: messenger RNA, 3753 nt
Organism: Closterium sp. Naga37s-1
Lineage: Eukaryota; Viridiplantae; Streptophyta; Zygnematophyceae; Desmidiales; Closteriaceae
Source: the annotation of a GenBank genome assembly
AUGGAUGUGUUCGAGAUAGAAAAGGAGGCGGGUAAAGCGAGGCAAGCGGCGGCUGCUGCAUCCGCUGCGGCGGCGUCGGCAGCGGCAGCAGUGGAGGGGGACGGCGCGGGGUUGAAAGACCACUUCAAGCCGCUUAACGAGCUCCCCGCUGCGCAGCGGCAGAAGGAGCUUCACAAGGAAAUUCAGUUCGUGGAGCACACAUGGCCGCUGGAGCAGCUCUACUCGCACUUCCACACCGACCCUGCUCAGGGGCUAUCGGAGGUGCAGGUGGUGGUGAACCGGGGGCGGUAUGGGGAGAACCGGCUGACGCCAGGGUACGUGAUGCCGUGGUGGGUGCGCUACCUGCUGCAGUUCACCAACUUCUUCUCCCUGCUCCUCAUUGUCGCCGCCGCCCUCUGCUUCCUCGCCUACGGCAUCGACCCCGCCCAUGGCAAGGAGAACCUGUACCUGGGCAUAGUGUUGGUGGUGGUGGUGGUGGUGACGGCGUCGUUCACGUACUGGCAGGAGGCGCGCUCAGAGCACAUCAUGGAGUCCUUCCGCCAGCUCAUCCCCGCCACCUCCCGCGUCCUGCGCAACGGCCGCGUGCAGGUGGUGGAUGCGAGUGAGUUGGUACCAGGGGACGUGGUGGAGCUGAGUGAUGGCGACAAGGUCCCAGCGGACAUACGCCUCAUACACGCCACCGACCUCACUGUGGACAACAGUGCGCUGACGGGCGAGUCAGCGGCGGUGGAGCGCGGGGCGGAGCUGGCAGUGGAUGCGCAGGGCAAGCCCGUGACAGAGCCGCUGGAGGCAGCCAACCUGGUGUUCUAUGCCACCAUUGUGGCGAGCGGGCAUGGCAAGGGCGUGGUCAUUGGCACCGGGGAUAACACCGCCAUGGGGCAGAUCGCAGGUCUGUCGGUGCUGACGCCCCCGGGGGACACGCCGCUAGCAGUGGAGUUGAAGCAGUUGGUGGGCAUGAUCAGCCUGAUGGCCGUGGUGAUGGGGCUCGUGUUCUUCGGCAUCGCUCUGCUGCUGGGCGACCCCUUCCUGCACACCGUGGUGUUCGGCAUUGGCGUCAUUGUUGCCAAUGUGCCUGAAGGACUCAUGGCUGCUGUCACGGUGUCCCUGGCGCUAGCAGCGAAGCGCAUGCAUGUGCACAGUGUGCUGGUGAAGAACCUGCAGGCCGUGGAGACCCUUGGCUCCUGCACCGUCAUUGCCUCUGAUAAGACCGGCACCCUCACUCAGAACCGCAUGACCGUCCGUGCGUGCCCCUUCCUCCCUCCCUCCCUCCUCGUUCCUCCUCCGCCCCUCCUCCUUUCCUCCUCCCUCUUUCUGCAAUACCUCCCUUUCUCUCCCCUUCUCCCUUCCUCCUUCCAACUGGUUCUGCUGUGCUUUUCCUACUCCUCCGGCCCCUCCUACCCUUCACUCUCCUUCCCUCGUCUUCUCUGGUCUCUAUACCUCCUUCCUCUCCCUCUCCCCCCUCUCCCCUCCCUCCAACCAGAGCACUGCUGGUACGACCUGCGGGUGUUUGAUUGUCCGGUGGUGCGCAACCGGGUGGAGUGGGAGGAGGUGAUGCCGGGUGCAGUCACCCACCUUCCAGAAGCUGCAGCUCAUCAUCUCGCUCUGCAGCAACGCUGUCUUCCUCACAGGUCCGCUCCGCUCUCUCAGGGGCUGGUGAUGGGCAUAGAGAUGCGGCGGCGCGAGUUCGACCUGCACGCGGCGCCGUGUGCAGGGGACGCAUCAGAGCAGGGGCUGCUCAAGUUCGUGGAGCCGCUGCGGCCCGCCAAGGAGCUGAGGGACCUGUACGCCAAGCUGUUUGAGAUCAAGUUCUCCUCCGCCACCAAGUGGCAGCUCUCCAUUCACGUGCAGUCAGCGCAGAACCGGUUACCGCCGGUGCUGGUGAUGAAGGGCGCACCGGAGACGGUGCUGGAGCGGUGCUCAUACAUCCUGGUGAACGGGCAGGUGUACGACCUCACCAGUGACAGCCGCAAGCACUUCCAGGAGGCGUACCAGCAGAUGGGCGGCUUUGGGGAGCGCGUGCUCGGCAUGGCGUUCCGGGACCUCGAGGGUUUCACCAACGAGUUUGCGUUCACGCACAAGCCGCAGCCCAACUUCCCCACGGACGGGCUGACGUUCGUGGGCAUGGUGAGCCUCAUGGACCCUCCGCGCCCGGGCGUGCCCGAGGCCGUGGCACAGUGCCGGCGCGCUGCUGUGAAGGUGAUCAUGGUCACGGGCGACCACCCCAUCACCGCCACCGCCAUCGCCACCAAGGUGGGCAUAUUGGAGAGCAGCAAGGUGGAGGCGGGCAGUGCGGCGGUGGUGACGGGUGAUGACAUCAGGGCGUGGAGUGCACUCACCCCCAGGGAGGAGAUUCUCAAAUGGGACGAGGCCCUCUCGCACCACCAGGUAAUCUUUGCGCGGGUGUCCCCAUCGCACAAGCUGCUGCUGGUGGAGCACUGCCAGCGGCGCGGGGAGAUAGUGGCAGUCACGGGGGACGGGGUCAACGAUGCACCUGCGCUCAAGAAGGCCGACAUCGGUAUCGCCAUGGGCAUUGCCGGCAAGGACGUGUCCAAGGAGGCGGCGGACAUGAUCCUGAUGGACGACAACUUUGCGUCCAUAGUGAGCGGCGUGGAGGAGGGGCGGCUCAUCUUUGACAACCUGAAGAAGACCAUCUGCUACGCGCUCACCGUCAACGUGCCACAGCUCAUCCCCUACCUCGUCAACGUGCUGCUCGGCGUGCCCCUUGCGCUCUCCACCGUGCUCAUGCUCGCCAUCUGCCUCGGCACCGACAUGCUGCCUGCUAUCUCCCUGGCUUACGAGGAGAAGGAGUCGGACAUCAUGGACCGGCCGCCACGCAACCCCAGGCGGGACCGGCUGGUGAGCUGGCGGCUGAUCAGCCAUGCGUAUCUGCUCAUCGGCGCCGUGCAGACGCUCGCUGGCUUCCUCGCCUACCUCGCUGUCUUCAACGACUAUGGCUUCCGCCCCAAUAUGCUGCAGCGAAUCGGGUUUGACUUCGCGCGCAACCCCAUCAUCUGCACGUUCGACCGGGACAACGAGCCCUACGACUGCGGGUACGGCUGCGGCCCGCCCAACUACUCCCUCGCCAUGCCCGACACGUCCUCGCCGCCCGCGGCACAGCCCUACUGCUACCAGGGCUGCCCCAUCCCCAGCAGCAACGUGACGCCAGUGGUGGUGGAUCCGUUCAGUGAGAUGGGAGCGGCGGGGUUCAAGGGGCAGCAGUUCUGCGCGCUCACCUGCAACACGUCUGCUUCUGCGUUUCCGGGGGGUGUUCUGCCAUCGCAGUGCUCCAGCCCGUCGCUCUCCUCCAAUGUGGGGUUCCCAGGGCGGCAGCAGCUGGGAAAGCCGCUGGGGCCGUACAACGGGUGGUACUGGUGGGCAGGGCGAAAGCAAUUGCAGCCCAACACGCAGUACCAGGUGGAGGUGUUGCGCUAUGCCCAGUCCGCCUACUUUGUCGCUGUCAUCGUCACCCAGUGGGCCAACCUGCUCGUGUGCAAGACCCGCCGCCUCUCGCUCUUCCAGCAGGGCAUGCGCAACCACGUGCUGACCUUCUCGCUGUUCUUUGAGACGCUGGUGGCAGCAGCGCUGCUGUACUGGCCGUUCCUGCAGGAGGUGUUUGACACGCGGCCCCUCAACGUGCUCUACUGGUUCAUCGGCGUGCCCUUUGCCCUCACCAUCCUCGCCAUUGGAGAGCUCCGCAAAUGGCUCAUUCGCAAGUUCCCAGGAGGAUGGAUGGACAGAUGGACCAACUGGUAA